Molecule: messenger RNA, 3388 nt
Organism: Bombyx mandarina (wild silkworm)
Lineage: Eukaryota; Metazoa; Arthropoda; Insecta; Lepidoptera; Bombycidae
Product: eukaryotic translation initiation factor 2-alpha kinase
Biological process (GO): eiF2alpha phosphorylation in response to endoplasmic reticulum stress
Cellular component (GO): cytoplasm; nucleus
Molecular function (GO): protein binding; ATP binding; eukaryotic translation initiation factor 2alpha kinase activity
Source: RefSeq, a predicted model, not a curated record
CUUGCUUGACAGUUACGUACCAUUUGACACAUAACAAAUUGAAAGCUUUGGUCAGUUCUAUGCGAUUGAAUAGUUUUGUGAAUUUCGUAAAUUCGCAACAAUUUAAAAGUUUUCAUAAUAUUAUCAAAUUACCAGUUCUUUUUGACAUGUCCGCAUUGAAUUUCGCAAUAAUAAAAUGUUGGACCAAUUCGGUUUGAUGAAGAUUUUGUCUACUAUUAUUGCGUUAUCGUACCUUGUUUGUUAUCUUCAAGCAGAGGAUGUUCCACUACAGCUACCGCACUGCAAUCUUUCGAAGACUAAGGGAUCAAGCUUAAACAAUUAUGUAAUGGUGAGCACUUUGGAUGGUCGCCUUACUGCAUUUAAUCUGGAAAAUGGCACCAAAGCUUGGGUUGUUGAGACUCCACCAUUGCUGUCCUCAAACUUGGCUAGCAGUGAGUUUAGUGGUGAAAAUAGAGUGAAAUUAGUGCCUUCACUAAGAGGCAGCUUGUACACUGUACAUGGAUCAAAGAUCAAACGUUUACCAUUCAAUAUACAUCAACUAUUGUCUGAAUCAUUUACCGAGUCUAACAAUCUCAUCACUGCUGGCGGACAUGACAUACUACGGAUAGGCAUAGACACAAAAACAGGUCGUAUUAUAUACAAAUGUAACUCUAAUGGAUGCAACAAUGAACAGCAAACCACAGAGACUGGAGGAGAUGUACUGGUACUGACUCGGCAAGCCACUGCUAUCAGAGGCCUAGACCCUAGAACAGGCAUUGAGAAAUGGAAUUUUAGCACUGCCGCACAUGAAUUGCAGAUAAGCCGUGGAGAGUGUAUUGGGGAUAGGAUUGUAACCGAAUCCCCAGUGAAUAUGCACGUAUCAAUGCAUAACCAGCUGGUUACUGUCUUAAGCGGAGAUCUAAAUAAGCCGCUGUGGGAACAUAAAUUAGACGCGCCAAUAACGGAUGUAUGGGAACUUUACGACGGUAACCUGCGAAAUAGCCUGUGGCAGGAUUCUCGCUCUAGCAAUAUUAUGGGACAAAUGCUCUACGUGGGUGAUCAUCAAGAACAGUUGUAUAUUUUGGAUGAAUUUGAUCACUCUCAAAAGGACCGGAGCUUGAUGGUGGUGCCAUAUCAAUCGAGGAAGCGUUUCAUCAUUCUCGACAAAGAGAACGUGUACCUGCCUUUAUCGGACAAGUCUACGUACAUUCCGUUCCACGAGGCGGAGGACUCCAACGCCACCGAGGUCAGCGACAAGGUGAAGAAGGUGCGGUCGUGGUUAUUCGACAUCCUCACGUGCUUCACGCUGGCUUUGGCGUUAGUCUUGUUAAUAUUCCCUUUCUAUGCGAGGAUCCGAGUUAUGAUAAUGAACGUCCCGCAAACUACGGUCAAUGUAGUCUUCAACGAGGACAUACCAUCGGAGAAGGAGCUCGAAGCGAAAAGACCAUCGAACCCCGAGUAUCCCGGACGAUAUGAGAAGGACUUCACGACCGUGAGGCGCCUGGGGAGGGGCGGCUUCGGGGUCGUCUUCGAGGCGAGGAACAACAUCGACAACUGUUCGUAUGCCGUCAAGAGGAUCACUCUGCCGAGGAAGAAGGAGCGGCACGAGCGCGUGCUGCGGGAGGCGCGCGCGCUCGCCAACCUCGAGCACCCGCACAUUGUGCGAUACUUCAACGCCUGGGUGCAGCCCUGCCUCGCCAGCCACAGGUCGUCCGAUUGCGAGGCGAACUCAAUAAGUACGACGUGCAACACGCUCAGCCCUAAGGACGCGUCCGUCGAGCUCAAAAGUACCGCCAGCGACAACAGCUCCUUCGUUGUGUUCGCGCGCUCCGAGGGCGAAGCCCCACCGGACGGCGCCACCGGGCCCGCGCCUGAGCGUAACGACUCCACCGACAAGACGAGAGCCUCGUCCAAACGCGAGUCGAAGGACGACUUGGCUUCAUCGAUGCGGAAGUCGCAAGGUGACGUGACGUCAUCCACAGAGCAGACGGACUGCGGGCUGCGGCUGGAGCUCUACAUACAGAUGCAGCUCUGCGACCCGAACAGCCUCUACGACUGGCUGCGGAACAACCGCGACUGCCCCGACCGAUACCAGCGGGCGAAAGUGAUAUUCGGUCAGAUCGUGUCUGCGGUCGAGUACGUCCACCUUGAGGGGCUGAUCCACCGCGACCUCAAGCCCAGCAACAUCAUGUUCGCGCCCAACGGCCAGGUCAAGGUGGCGGACUUCGGGCUCGUCGCGUACAUGCACGACGCGCCCGCACUCUGCGGCGCCGCCCGCACGCCGCGCGCGCACCCGCAGCUCACGCACAGAGUCGGCACGGAAGUGUACAUGUCGCCGGAGCAGCUGCAGCGGCGCCCGUACAGCUACAAGGUGGACAUAUACUCGCUCGGCCUCAUCCUGCUCGAGCUGCUGCAGCCCUUCGGCACGGAGGCGGAGCGCGCCGCCUGCCUCACCAGGGUCCGGGACCAAGUCUACCCGGACAGCUUCGAACAUAAAUACCCUAAAGAGACCGCAGUCCUGAAGCUGAUGCUGAACCCGGACCCGCUGCUGCGGCCGACCGCCAGCGGAGUCCGGGCCCGCGCCCCGCUGUUCGAGGCCACAGACGAGAAGUACCACUUCGAGCUGCCGCCGCGAAACUGAACCCGGAAACGAACUGACCGCGAUAAAGGGAGGGGAGCUCGUCUCUACUGGCUGAAGCUUCUGCGCUCUUUCACAUUCAGAAAAUAACUUGGCGAGUACUAUCCUGCUCUGAUAUGAGCUCCACUCCUUAGCUUACCGAGCACCUAUGUCUUCUUUCAAAGAGAUUUGAAGAGUCUACCGCGAAAGUUCUUGUUCAUGAACGAUAAUAACUCCUAACAAUCAGUAUCUGUCGUAGGGUUGUCAACCAAAUGCUUAAAUAAAUAUUAUAUUAUAGAUACGUAUGCAACUGUGACAUAACAUAUUUAAGGUAUGUUAUGAUUGGAAAUGAUUUUUUAAAUUCUGUAAAUAUUUUUGUACAAUAUAUAUAUUUUUUUAAUAUUAAUGUUUUUUAUUAGGGUUUCGGAGCUAAAACGCAAAAAAAAAGCCCGAUAAUCCUUACGAGGUCAUCGUGCCUGUUUGUCCGUAUGUCACAACGACGUUACUUGAACACUCUGGAUUAAUUAUAGAUGAAAUUUAGAGGGUAGAUGUUGUAUAUACGCAUAUGAAAACAAAUAAAAUCCUAUUUCGACUCAGUACUGUGCUUGUUGCAUAUAAGCAACGCUUAGUCACACAACACAGAUAUUUGUAAAACUUGAAAUACCUAAGCUGUCUUACUUUUUAGCUGUCGACGGAAAAAUAUGAAAUGCCUUAAAUAAACAAUAUAAGAAUAAAUAACAAUAAAUAAUACCAAUUCGGUUAUGGCUGAAAAAUAGUUGCGCAGGACGAAAA